Molecule: messenger RNA, 3845 nt
Organism: Diabrotica virgifera virgifera (western corn rootworm)
Lineage: Eukaryota; Metazoa; Arthropoda; Insecta; Coleoptera; Chrysomelidae
Gene: Klp10A
Product: kinesin-like protein Klp10A
Exons: 7
Coding region: 299-2350 (683 amino acids)
Biological process (GO): microtubule-based movement
Molecular function (GO): microtubule motor activity; ATP binding; microtubule binding
Source: RefSeq, a predicted model, not a curated record
CCACCCGCUCCAACUGUCAACAUAUAUUACUCGAUAAAGUGGGAUAGUCACGUCGUCGAUAUUCCCCUUAAAUUAAAAAGAGACUACCGACCAAAUAGGCUCAUUUAUCUCUGUCGCAACGGUCACCCAUUUUAAGAUCGCAGGGCGCAAUCUAGAGUAUUAUAUAUCUAUGGCUUCAACGGCUCUUGAGACAGUUACUAAUUUGAAAGUGUCUUGUAAAUAAGCAAAAAAUAAAUAAUUAAUUGGAUUGUGAUAGUUAAUUAAGCGUGAUUUUAUUUUACAUAUACAGUAUAUAGUGAUGGAUAUGCCAGAAAUUCUUCAAGUUGGCUCGAGUAUUAACAUAAAAAGGACAGAUGGGCGAAUACAUUCAGCAAUCGUUGCUGCUAUCAAUGAAGACCAACGAUGUGCCACUGUGGAGUGGUUCGAACAGGGUGAAACUAAAGGCAAAGAAAUUGAUAUGGCCGCAAUAGAGUCACUAAAUCCAGAUGUAGUCAUCCUGAGGCAAGGGGAAAAGCCUACCACCCAGGACCGGACGACCAUCACACAGUCCCAAUUCAACAAACUACAACGUGACCCCACUAGACAAUCUAUAGCCAGCGUCAAGCAAAACAAUGGGAUAAAGUCUGCACAUCAGUCCAGGAUGACCCUGAUUCCAAAUAAUGGUCAUACACUAACAUCUAGCAGUGAACCUAAAGAAAGUAAUAUACCCACGAGUAGGAUGACCGCGGCUCAAAACUCGAGAAGAAGUAAUGUAGUGAAAGAGGUUGAGAAGUUGAAGAAGAAUAGAGAAGAGAGGAGGCAGAGGCAAGCUGAGGAAAAAGCGGAAAAGGAGGAAUUUCUCAAAAUGGCUCCAGGUAAUCCACAUUGGGAACUACUUAAUAUGAUAUACGAAUACCGGCGCGGAAUCGAUAUAAAGCCUCUAACUGAAAAUGAUCCAAUUGAAGAUCAUCUAAUUACUGUAUGUGUAAGAAAAAGACCUUUGAAUAGAAAAGAAGUAGCUAGAAAAGAAGUCGAUGUUAUUACCAUACCAAGUAAAAAUCAGUUGAUUGUACAUGAACCGAAAAAUAAAGUAGACUUAACCAAAUAUCUCGAAAAUCAACUAUUCCGAUUUGAUUAUGCCUUUGAUGAAUCCUGCUCAAAUGAACUGGUUUAUAGGUACACAGCACAACCAUUGAUAAAGACAAUAUUCGAGGGAGGUUUUGCCACUUGCUUCGCGUACGGCCAAACGGGAUCCGGCAAGACGCAUACCAUGGGCGGUGACUUCAGCCAGGGCAAAAAUCAAAACUGCGAAAGAGGUAUCUACGCGAUGGCCGCCUCAGACGUUUUCCGAUUGGUGAAUUCCUCGAAAUAUAGAAAUUUGAAUCUCGUGGUAUCUGCUAGUUUUUUUGAAAUUUAUUCAGGUAAAGUCUUCGAUCUACUGAACAACAAAGCAAAACUCCGAAUAUUAGAAGAUGGAAAACAGCAGGUACAGGUGGUCGGACUGGAAGAGAAGGUAGUCAAUAACGUCCAGGAAGUUCUGGGAUUCAUUCAAAAAGGCAACCAAGCACGCACAUCAGGUCAAACGUUCGCUAACAAUAAUUCAUCACGAUCCCAUGCAGUGUUCCAAAUCUAUUUAAGGUCAAACAACAAUAUGUCAAAGAUUCACGGAAAGUUUUCACUGAUAGAUUUAGCUGGUAACGAAAGAGGUGCUGAUACUUCGUCGGCCAAUAGGCAGACGAGAAUGGAAGGUGCGGAAAUUAACAAAUCGUUAUUGGCCUUGAAAGAAUGUAUCAGAGCACUCGGCCGUAAAGGUGCCCACUUGCCUUUCCGAGUUAGCAAACUUACUCAGGUGCUAAGAGAUUCCUUUGUGGGUACCAAUUCACGAACGUGCAUGAUAGCGAUGAUCUCUCCAGGCGUUAAUUCUUGUGAACACAGCUUAAACACGCUGCGAUACGCCGAUCGAGUGAAGGAACUAGUAGCGGGCGAUUUGCAAACGAACAGCGGAUCCGAUAACGAACAGGACGAAGAUGGUGAUUUGUUGCAACUGAGAUCGCUAAACGAGAACGAUAUGACACCAGAAAUGCUCAACCUGCACCAGUUUAUAUCAGAACUAGAAGUAGCCGAAGAAAAUAUGUUAGACAACCACAAACAAACCAUCGACGAAAUGGAAGCAACUUUAGUCAAAGCAUCCGAACUGCGCCGCAUGGCCGAUACAGUGGCGUACGACCAAGAGGCCUACUGCAAGAGCUGGGAAGAGCUCAUCGAUAAUUCUCUCUCUAUUUUGGUUCGAGCAAAAGAGAUAGUCGAGGAUUACAAAGGAAAGUUGGCAGCUGAGGAACAACUUAGCCGCAAGACUACGAAACGAAAGUAAAACCUUUUUACCGAUAUAAUUAUACGCGCUACCACAUUUGAAACUAUUUUAUUAACGAAUCUGGAUGAUUUUCGAACCGUUUUUAUUAUUUUAUUGUUAUUUAAACUGUUGAUAUACGUAACUUGUUUAGUAUGGCAGUUCUACCAUUGUUUAUGUAGUAAAAGUUGGUCAACCUAACGAGUAAAUUUGUUCGAUUCUAGUUGAGACAGCCACCAGAUGUCACCACCAUUUCUGCCACGGUUGCCAUAUCAAGCGUAACUACGAUAAGUCCAAAAUGCAUAGCGUUGACCACAGCGUUAAACAAAUUUAUUCAUAGCGUUGACCAACUAUUACUAUAUAAACAAUGGUUCUAAUGUUUGUUGUAGAUUUAAAGAAAGUAAUAAUAGUACCAAGUAUCUUGGUUUUGUAUAAAGUUAAUUAAAUAUUCAUCACAAAGCGUUUUUUAUACAGAAGAUACAUAAUUUUACGAUGGUAUAAUUAAACAAUGAUUCUCCUUAUCAUGAAGAACUUUGUUUGUUAUUACUUCUUCGGUCUAUUUCGGUCUAUUUUUUGCACGCUCAGACAUUUUCAAUGGGGUUUAUGUCUGGUAAGUUGCUGGGCCAUGGUGAUAGUUUUCCAUCAAAAAUCUUUUAAUGCUUUUAAUUAACGAUACGAUUAAAUUCGACAUCUUUUGAUCAGAGUAUCGUAUCGAGAAAAAUCAAAAUGUAUUUUAAAGCUAAAAAGUGCAGCUUUUCUAUAGCACAAAUACGUGUCUCAAACCUACACAACUUACAAAAGAUAUCGAAUUUUUAUCGUCGAGUUGAUACAAAUUAUUGUAUCCGCUUCAAGCGUUGUUUCUGAGAACGGCUCAUUCUAAACAAAAAGUGCUAAUAAACAUUUUUGUUUAAAAUUAUUUUAGCUACAUUUCUUGUUUGAACUAUUUUUUUUUUUUUUUUUGAAGUUUACACUUUCUUGGGAAAUCGAUGUUUUCCGUCCUCCCACGAGGGGGUCUUAGGGGGAAGCCCGGAAAUAGGAGUGGUAAACUUUUUUGCAUUUCUUGAGGUCCCAAAAUUAACAUCCACAGCAAAAUUCAGCGUAUUCGUCUCGUUUUUAGAGAUUAAAAUCUCUGACGAUUGGCCUACAAACAAUGAUUUAUCUUGAUCAAGUAAAUUUCAAAAAUAGCCACAGGUUGACAUCAAAAAUUAUUGACUAACUAUCUACGAGUAAAAUUAUUCUGUCGGUUGUCACUUUUAACAUUUUACAAAUAUUUCAUACUGAUUAGAAUUUUUACUAAGAUAUCUUGGUAUAAUAUUGAUACAAUACGUUUAGAUUUGGACUAGAUAUAGACGACUGAAGGAAGCGCUAAAAUCGGCAACAUUGUUACGACAACAUCGGAUAAUGUUAGAGUGUUAUAGACCAAGAGGCAGCGCUGAAAAAUCUAUUUGAAUUUACUAAAGCUAGAUUUUUCACAGUUGAUUACUGUGAGUGUGUAGAGAAACAUACUGCGGUCGGUCAA